Molecule: messenger RNA, 3158 nt
Organism: Electrophorus electricus (electric eel)
Lineage: Eukaryota; Metazoa; Chordata; Actinopteri; Gymnotiformes; Gymnotidae
Product: calcium/calmodulin-dependent protein kinase type IV
Biological process (GO): protein phosphorylation
Molecular function (GO): ATP binding; protein kinase activity
Source: RefSeq, a predicted model, not a curated record
AUGAACACAUAUAAUAUCCGAUCUUUCGUGUAACUGAGAGUAUUUAUGUCUACAUCUCGGGGUAGACCCGCAGAACCUGAUACACUGUCAUUAUUACGAGAUAGCGCCCGGCGAUGAAACGCGCGUUGUGAUCAAGCGCUACACUUGCUGAUAGCAGGGCUGCGUCGCUGCAUUCGCUGGAUUUACGGUGUUCUGUUGAACGUUAUGUGUCGCUGCUGGAUAUGAGACGAACAGUAUCUAUAGAAGCGCGAUGGGACUGUUCUCGCCUCGCACAGGCCUUCCGGAGGCUGACAGGCUCCUCUAAAAACAAUCGGCGUGAAACGUUAUGAUUGCGGUUUUUUUACUCAGCACUGCGAGUAAAUAUAUUUAGUCAGAUAGGCCAUGCAAAUAUUCUAAAUUAGGAUCGACUGGAUGUUGUAGGCUGCGAAUAAACUCUUGCGGUAGCCUGAGAAUGGUUCGUCUGGAGUUCUGAUGCGCGCACUGUGAGUGAAAUGGAAACCUUCAGCACGAGGACAUUUUAAAUCACCGAGACUUGUUUUGAAGAGAUUCGUCAGUGAUUCGUUAGAAAGGCUGUGAGCCACGUUUUACCGGGUGCGCAUCCUGAUGCGUGGGCUCCCUUGAUUUAGGGGACCGUUCGUACUCUGAAGAGAGAAUCGUUUCGUCUUUGGGGAGGAUCCGCCAUGCCCACCUCUCGUUCCGGCGCCGGUGCGGUGGAAUACUGGGUCGAAGGCUCGCGCCGAGACGUCCCCGUGGAGGAGUUCUACACCACGGGCCCAGAACUGGGACGAGGGGCCACAUCAGUGGUUUUUCGUUGUGAAGAGAAGCAAACAGAGAAGCCCUACGCAGCUAAGGUGUUGAAGAAGACUAUCGACAAGAAAAUUGUGAGAACAGAAAUAGGAGUUUUGUUGCGUCUUUCCCAUCCAAACAUUAUCCGCCUGAAAGAGAUCUUUGAAACGGAAACUGAGAUCUCUCUCAUCUUAGAGCUGGUGACUGGGGGUGAACUGUUUGACAGGAUUGUGGAGAGAGGCUAUUACAGCGAGCGGGAUGCUGCCCAUGUGAUCAAGCAGAUUCUGGAGGCUGUGGCGUACCUACAUGAAAAUGGAGUAGUUCACAGGGACCUCAAACCAGAAAACCUCUUGUAUGCCGAUCUGUCAAUAGAUGCCACACUCAAGAUAGCGGACUUUGGGCUCUCCAAGAUAAUAGAUGAGCAAAUGACAAUGAAGACGGUCUGUGGCACCCCUGGCUACUGUGCUCCUGAAAUUCUCCGUGGCAAUUCUUAUGGCCCAGAGGUGGACAUGUGGUCUGUGGGAGUCAUCCUGUACAUAUUGCUGUGUGGGUUUGAACCAUUUUUUGAUCCAAGGGGUGACCAAUAUAUGUACAGCCGUAUCCUCAACUGUGACUAUGAGUUUGUCUCCCCCUGGUGGGAUGAGGUUUCCCUCAAUGCAAAGGAUUUGGUGAGUAAGCUGAUAGUGCUGGACCCUCGUAAGCGUCUGAAUGUGCGUCAGGCCCUGGAGCAUCCGUGGGUACUUGGCAAGGUCGCACGCUUCUCCCACAUGGACACCACGCAGAGAAAGCUUCAGGAGUUCAAUGCUCGUCGCAAACUGAAGGCGGCUAUGAAGGCUGUGGUGGCCACAAGCCGCAUGCAUGAGGGCUCGAGGCGGCGGACAGACAGCUGUGAGAUAUCCAACUCCGACAAGAACUCACGGCAAAUCAGCUGCGAGAUCCCCAAAUCCGACAAGAACUCACGGCGAAUCAGCUCGCAGAGGGAAGCUCCCAUGGACAUCCAGAGUGAGCGUGUUGCUGUCGAACAAGAUGUGGACAAAGCUGUGGAGAAGGAGGCAUUACAUGAUCUCAUUCCACCUAUCCACCCCCCACAUGGCUCCAAGUCGCCCAUGCUCCCCCUGGGCCCCCUUCCCAACAGGCCACCCCUGAAGGUAGAGGGGCUGAGACAGACCUCCGUCAUCCCAAAAGCUCCCGUUGUCCGACCAAGGGCACCAAAGAAGAGCUGCUCAGUGGAUCCUGGGGGCAAGCAUUAGCCCUCGUCUGAUCUCACCAAACCCCCAGCCCCAAGAACAUCAGCAAUGGCUUCAUCACAGGGGUGGAAACUGGAAACAGUACAGACAGUGAGUGCCAGGGAUCCAAAGCAUUUUAUUUCUUAAUAUGACACUAAGAGUGGGUAUGUCCUAAUAUAAAAAAGGACAGAUAAGGCCUAAAAAUAUUUUACUAUUAAACUUUUGGAUAUGGAUCCAUAAAACAAUAUUUGUUCAUGAGAACUUACAUUGCUUGCAUCUCCAAGGAGGCUCUUGCACUUCCCUUCAGGACUACACUACCAAUUUUGAAAUCUGCUUCUACUUCACACAUACACCAUUGCCAAUGAGUGAGUUUCUCAUCUUGAAAUUAAUUUCUAUGUUCUUGUUAUUAUAUGCAAACAGACAUGCAAACUGUAUGGUCAGUGCUUUUCUCUUAUUUAGCAUUAAGGUAGAAAGGACAAAGUUGUUGUGAAAUUAAUGAUGUAAAGGUCUAUUGUUUGGAAUGACUGGCAUAAAGGCAUUAAGUUUGUAUUUUAUAUACUAUUUUGAAAUAGUUAUAUAAAUAUUCAGUUAUCCUUAUUGGUUCUACAUGCUUAUUUAUUGCAUUAUACAUGAGUAUAGUAUAGAUCCUAUAUAUUACACUAUGUUUGGACAAACGUUUAUUUGAUGCACAGACAAACUGAGGGUAGGAAACCACGUGUGAUGAUCAUGCAUAGCAUGUUGUGUAAGAUUAUGUGCAGCUCAAACAGGACAUUUCUGUGCCAGAAACACAAGAUUCCCUCCCAAGGACUUUACUGGAGGUGAUGUAAUAGUGGAUCACCACAUAGGUUUUAGCAUCUCAGCCCUUUUUACUUGAUCUGUUUACUUGUAACCAUUUCCAUAAGCAGCAAUGGUGAAGAAAUCCCACUUACACUUGUAUGCAAGCCCAUGAGUCAUGUCCAGCAUUCAGCUGCAUUCCAUACCUGCACUGUAGAAAAAGGUACUAUUUACAUUUUCUAAGAUGGGGAGAUAUGCACAUUAUGCUCUUUUCAUAUGGAUGUAUGUCUCAACCACACUUUCUACCUCUUUUCUGAACAGGGGCUUCCAACCUCUUAAAGACUAUUCUGGAAAAAAAAAAAAAAAAAAAAG